AUGGAGGCGGCGCUGGGGGCGCUGUGCCGCGCCGGAGGGUGGUCGUACGCGGCCGUCUGGCGCUUCCAUCCCCAAGACCCUCGGUUGCUCACAUUGGGGGACUGCUACUGUGAAGAUGAGGCAAAAACAAUGGUUCAGAAGAUGCUUAAUCUUGUUGAAAUUGUUGGGGAAGGCAUCCUAGGAGAAGCUCUAUUAAGCGGAGAGUGUCAAUGGAUUUACGACACUUGCCAUGCGUUGAAUCAAAAAAGCCAUGCUGAUAACAGAGACUUAUAUCCGGGUUAUACUUGGUGGCAGCAUCAGUUUCUGAAUGGGAUAAAGACUAUUGCAGUAUUGCCUCUUCAGUUGCAGGGACUGGUGCAAUUUGGUUCCACACGGAAGGUUCCCAGGAGCUCAAUUUUUUUGAAUCAGGUCAGAGAUAUAUUUGAUCGGAUGAAGAAUGCUUCAAGCGAUGGUGCUAUGGAGUAUACCCAGAACAACUCUCUUGCAUAUGGUCAGCAACCUAUCCUUACUUCAUUGAGAUCUGCCAAUGACAUGCUCGUACAUAACAAGGUCAACCCAUUGCAAACUGAGAAGCCUGAGGAGAAUAUUGAGAGAACAGAAUCUAUAAGGAGUUCGAUGUGUUCUCCAAGCAAUUCACAAAGAUCUUUAAAUGACUUAACCUCCCACGGUACUGGUAACACCAGUAUGGAUACUCAUAUAUUGGCCAUGCCUGUUAACUCCAAGACUAUAUAUGAGCUCAAACGGUUUGAUAACGUCACUGAGUUGUUUCAUCAGAGUGCUGAUGACAGAGUUGGUUUUCAAGUCAACUCUAGUAAAGAGCCUGGUUCUAUUAUUGCUGGUCUAAUGUCAGGAUACAAAAGUUCGAACAAUAUUCAUAGGACAGAAAAUGAUUCAUGUGAUCAAAACACAGAAUAUACCCCAUACCUUCACACUACCACCAACUCUGCAAAUUCUGGCCUAGAUGAACUUUCUUAUUCUGGCACUGGUUUGUCGUCAUCGUUUACAGCAGUAUCUGGAAAAAUUAAAAACUGCCUGCAUACUGAGAGUGACAAGUUUCUAUGUAAAUCUGUAUCAUUCAGCAGCAGACCUUGUGCUUCUAAAAUCCAAGAAAAUCGCCUAUCACCAUACCAUGCCCUCAUGCAUGAACAAUCCAUGAUACCUGACGACCCUGGAGAAUCUGUGAGGCUCCUCUCACAUGAAGAAUCUUUUAAUGUUCAAGGUGACUCAAUGCAAUUCAAGGAUGCUACCCACUUUACAUACCAGGAUGACAGUACAUUUCCUGAAUUACCAAACAGAUCACCUGAAGAAGCUACUGCUGAAACUUUAGAAAACAACAUGAAGGACUGUAGUGGAAAUAACAGUCUGCUGGAAACUAUGAUGCUUGAUCUUAGGACUAACAGCUUUGUGCAAGAUUGCUGGGAUGACAAUGUUCUACUGGCAGAAAACCUUCCAAAUUCAAGCAAAAAGCACUCAGAGCCUGCUAUAGAAUUGGCCAAUAGGCAUUCAUUGCCAACUGGGGAGAGAGGCUUGCCUUUCAUACCUGUUGUCGAACAAUUACUAGGUGAUGUUGCACAUCCACCUGCCGGACAUAGUUCACUUGAGGCUGAUGCUACUGCUUUAGCUGGCCGUGUUUCAGAUUAUCAUCUGCCUCAGUUUGCUUUUCGAGAUUGCCUAACAGCACACAACGCACAAGUCCCAUCACUGGCCUGCAGUAAUUAUACAUCCAGAACCGGAAGUGCCCAAAAUGGUUCUUCAGAAGUGCCAUCAGCAAACAUAUCUGUGGAUGACACCUGCAGUUUCAACACAGCAAAUUCCAAGGGAAGUCAGUCGAGCAAUCCUGAGGGGAAGGUUGCCAAGAGAAGAGCUAGAGCUGGGGAGAGUACCAGACCUAGACCAAAAGAUAGACAACUGAUACAAGAUCGCGUUAAAGAAUUACGACAGAUUGUCCCUAAUGGUGCAAAGUGUAGCAUUGAUGCUUUGUUGGAGCGAACAAUUAAGCAUAUGCUGUUUCUACAAAGUGUAAACAAAUAUGCAGAGAAAAUUAAGCAAGCUGAUGAACCAAAGAUAAUCGACAAAGAGAGUGGUGUUGUCUUGAAAGACAACCCAGAUGCUGGCAAAAAUGGUGGUGCCACAUGGGCCUACGAGGUUGCUGGGCAAACCAUGGUUUGCCCAAUAAUCAUUGAGGAUCUUUCACCACCUGGUCAGAUGCUUGUUGAGAUGCUUUGCGAGGAACAUGGGCUCUUUCUGGAGAUAGCUGACAACAUACGUGGAUUUGGUCUCACGAUCUUGAAAGGACAGAUGGAGCUCCGUGAUGGCAAGAUAUGGUCGCGGUUUCUUGUUGAGGCAAACAGAGAAGUCACAAGGAUGGAUAUAUUUUUGUCGCUUGUUCAGUUACUAGAACAGAACAACCUUGUUCGAUCUACUGACCAGAUGGCUAAGGUCAUGAAUAAUGGGGUUCCAUCCUUUGCAAACCAGCAGCGAUCUCCGCUGCCAGUUCCAGUGGGCAUUGCUGAGAGACUACAGUGA
Messenger RNA from Miscanthus lutarioriparius, 2526 nucleotides. The record is from the annotation of a GenBank genome assembly. NCBI's taxonomy places the organism in Eukaryota, Viridiplantae, Streptophyta, Magnoliopsida, Poales, Poaceae.